Messenger RNA from Herpailurus yagouaroundi (jaguarundi), 567 nucleotides. Its product is annotated as olfactory receptor 4A15-like. The record is from RefSeq and is a predicted model, not a curated record. Gene Ontology annotation, cellular component: membrane. Gene Ontology annotation, molecular function: olfactory receptor activity. Lineage: Eukaryota; Metazoa; Chordata; Mammalia; Carnivora; Felidae. The transcript has a single exon. The annotation marks the transcript as partial. Gene Ontology annotation, biological process: G protein-coupled receptor signaling pathway.
UAUCUAAUCAUCAUGAAUAGGAGGGUAUGUGUUCUUAUGCUGCUGGUGGCCUGGACUGGAGGCUUUCUGCACUCGUUGGUUCAAUUCUUCUUUAUUUAUCAGCUCCCUUUCUGUGGCCCCAAUGUCAUUGACAACUUCUUGUGUGAUAUGUAUCCCUUAUUGAAACUUGCUUGCACCAAUACCUCCCUCAUUGGGAUUUCUAUGAUAGCUAAUGGAGGAGCCAUUUGCAUUGUCAUCUUCUUCAUUCUCCUAGUUUCCUAUGCAGUCAUAUUACGCUCUCUUAAGACUCAUGGUUUGGAAGAGAAACGCAAAGCCUUCUACACCUGUGCAUCCCAUAUAACUGUGGUCAUUUUAUUCUUUGCUCCCUGUAUCUUCCUGUAUGCAAGGGCUAAUUCUACCUUUCCUAUUGAUAAAUUCAUGACUGUGGUUUUAACAUUCAUAACCCCCAUGCUGAACCCUUUAAUCUAUACCCUGAGAAAUAAAGAAAUAAAAAAUGCCAUGAGGAAGCUUUGGAGUAAAAAUCUGACCUUUGCUGGAGGAAGGUUGUACUGCUCGUGCAGAACAUGA